AGAAAGAAAAAGAGCAGGGAAAAAGGGCAACUACGCCCAAACAGAAAGGGCAAGGAGCAGUAGCAGUGUGAGAGUGGUGUGAGGCAUGAUGAGGAACCCUCCUUCCAUUCCAUCCAAGUCGGGUCUCGCCCCGCCCGAAGAAGACCCUGAUCCGGCUCGACCCAACGGCUCAGUCGGCGUAGGGGGUGCUGCCGGAAUCCGAAAGAAGGGAGUGGGACUCCGAGCGUGGCUCCUCCUGGACACCACCGGCCAAGCCCAGGUGGUGGAAGCUGGCAAGCACGCGAUCAUGCGGCGGACUGGUCUGCCCGCCCGAGACCUUCGGAUCCUCGACCCUCUUCUCUCGUACCCGUCGACGGUGCUGGGUCGAGAGCGAGCAAUAGUGAUAAAUCUGGAGCACAUAAAGGCCAUAAUCACAUGCCAAGAGGUUCUCUUGCUCAAUUCCAAAGAUCCCUCUGUUACUCCCUUUGUUGAAGAGCUUCAGAGACGGCUCUUGCGUCUCCACCACGCCACUAAGUCACAUGAGGGUGGAGUGCAUGCUACUAAUACAGACUGGACAAAUCUAUAUGAUCUGGGAGAGCCACAAUCAAGGGUGGUUAGCCCGCAAAAUUUUUCUGGAGACUUUUCACAGUUUCAGGACCAAGACGAGGGAGCUAAAGCUGAUGGGAGACCAGGUCUUGAGAAUCAAGAUGGAUUGAAAGUUCUUCCAUUUGAGUUUAUUGCUCUGGAGGCCUGCCUUGAGGCUGCUUGCAGUUGCUUAGAAAAUGAAGCAAGGACAUUAGAGCAAGAAGCUCAUCCAGCUUUAGAUAAGCUUACUUCAAAGAUCAGUACGCUCAAUUUGGAACGUGUCCGUCAAAUUAAAAGUCGCUUGGUUGCAAUAACUGGGCGUGUUCAAAAGGUUAGGGAUGAAUUAGAACAUCUGCUAGAUGAUGAUGAAGAUAUGGCUGAGAUGUAUCUGACUGACAAGAUGAUCCAACAACACCUUGAAAAUUCUUCUGUUUCCUCUAUUCAUGAGAGAGAUGGCAUGGAUGAUGGAGUUCUUCAUGCGGACAUGGAUGAUGGGAUUCCUGAUGAAAUCUCAUUGGAAGCCAAUGGUGUUUCUGCUACUUAUGAAGGUGAUCUUCAAAACAUUGAUAACCCUCAGGAACAUUUGUUUGGCACACCUCAUGCCCUUGGAAGAGACAGCCAUGGGACCCAUACUAGUACCACACACAGUGCUAUAAGCAAGCACCUUGAUGUGGAGGAGCUUGAAAUGCUCUUGGAGGCAUAUUUUGUGCAAAUUGAUGGUACACUGAACAAACUAUCCACGCUGAGGGAGUACGUGGAUGACACGGAGGACUACAUCAACAUAAUGCUGGAUGACAAGCAGAACCAUCUCUUGCAAAUGGGUGUCAUGUUGACAACAGCAACUCUAGUUGUUAGUGCAUUUGUGGUGGUGGCUGGCAUCUUUGGCAUGAAUAUCCAUAUCGAGCUGUUUGAUGAUAAAAAAUCAGGAGUGCAAGAGUUCCUGUGGACUGUUGGUGGUGGUGCCACCGGGAGCAUCUUCCUCUAUGUCAUUGCUAUUGCUUGGUGUAGGCACAAGCGCUUGCUGGAGUAAUUAGAUCCUGGCUGUACUUGUUGACACGGCCUAUUGCUCUUGUAAGUGGUGUUGUGCGCUCAGUUUGAACAUGGUUCAUAUGUAGUAGACGCCAAGACCAGUUUCUAUACAUCUUUUAACUUAAAACAGUUCUUGCUUAUGUGUGUAAAUUUGUCAUUGUUCGAUAAUCCAUUGGUUCCUUGUUUGGAAAGGAAUUGGAAAAGUCUCUUGUAUGAAAUACUUAAUCUCAUCUCCUGCGUGAAAAUUUUAAGGUAGAAGGUCAUGUCUCACUCUACACGUGGGAGGGACCACUCCCAACAAUUUAUGUUUUUGUA
Molecule: messenger RNA, 1908 nt
Organism: Vitis riparia (riverbank grape)
Lineage: Eukaryota; Viridiplantae; Streptophyta; Magnoliopsida; Vitales; Vitaceae
Product: magnesium transporter MRS2-3
Exons: 6
Coding region: 86-1594 (502 amino acids)
Biological process (GO): magnesium ion transport
Molecular function (GO): magnesium ion transmembrane transporter activity
Source: RefSeq, a predicted model, not a curated record